AACAAUGGAGAUGCAGAACAAAAGUUCUCACUCAUCACCAACCAUAGCUGUUGGGACAGGGUGACGAGGGACAAGGCAGACAGAUUUUACCAAACAGAAUUAGUGUCACCUCCAUGUUUCUCCUGGAAAAUCGCAGCAUUUGAUUGCCUUUUUUUCUGAAUACCUACGAGUGCAGCUUCCCACUUUUGAGCCUGCAAGGCAGGGGAGCCACGAGUGGGUUUUCAUGGCACCGGCACUCUAGGGCUGCCAUGGCAGCUGAUGCCGCCGAUGCCUCACACUGUAUUACCGCACUGACACCGGAGGAAGAGGGACGACGCACUGCCGCCAAGCUGUUAGGGAGCGCCGCCCUGCUGCCACGGACAGAGAGAGAGAGGGAAGAGGAAGUAGGAGGAGUGAGCAGGAACGAGUGUCUGGUGUGUGGGGUUCUUUUUGCCUCACAGGAGAAGCUUCGGCUUCACACCUCGAGUCACACAGGAGACAAACCUUUUCACUGCUCCCACCCACACUGUCCUAAGGCUUUCAGCUCCAAGUACAAACUCUUCAGGCAUAUGGCCACACAUUCUCCACAGAAGACCCAUCAGUGCUCGUUCUGUGAGAAAAUGUUCCACCGCAAAGACCACCUGAAAAACCACCUGCAAACCCAUGACCCCAACAAAGAGGCCUUCAAGUGUGAGGAGUGUGGGAAGCACUACAACACCAAGCUGGGAUACAAGCGUCAUGUGGCCAUGCACUCUGCAACUGCAGGGGAUUUAACUUGUAAAGUGUGCAUGCAGAGCUACGAGAGCACGCCUGUUCUCCUGGAGCACCUCAAGAGCCACUCGGGAAAGUCCUCAGGCGGCGCCAAGGAGAAAAAGCAUCCUUGCGACCACUGUGAUCGACGUUUCUACACUCGUAAAGAUGUGAGACGACACAUGGUGGUCCACACAGGGCGGAAGGACUUUCUGUGCCAGUACUGUGCCCAGCGCUUUGGCAGGAAGGACCAUCUAACACGUCAUGUGAAGAAGAGCCACUCACAGGAGCUGCUGAAGAUCAAGACAGAGCCUCCGGAUAUGUUAGGUCUUUUAGCAACAGGAUCUCCGACAUGCUCCAUCAAGGAGGAGCUCAGCCCCAUGAUGUGCAGCAUGGGGCCAAAUAAAGACCCUUUCAUGAGCAAACAAUUCUCCAGUGGGGCACCUUUCCCAAUGAACAUGUACAACCCUCACAAUCUCCAGGCCAUGUCCAAUUCAGGGGUGGGUCACCCACACCCUUCCCUGAUGCCCAGUUCCUUGUCUGCAGCUAUGGGAAUGGGCUGUCACAUGGAUUCCCCUGCCUCUACUCACCCACACUCCCUCCACCACCACCAUCAUCACCACCAUCACCACCACCAUUCCCCUCCACCCCCCUCACACCACCAGCCUGUGGCUCCCCAGCAGCAGCACCAACCCCAGCCAGCGCCCAAAUACCAGCUGGGAUCUACCUCAUACCUGCUGGAUAAGCCCUUGAAAGUGGAAAUGGAGAGUUUCCUAAUGGAUCUGCAAAGUGGCUUGCCAGGCCCAGUUCCUUCUGCAGAGCCUCAUGCUGCUGCCUCACCCCCCAAGGAUGGACUGGAGCCCGCCUCAGGGCUGGCAGAUGAACUCUGUGGGGAUUCACUUCUGUCCAAGAGCCCUGCGGUGAUCACGGAGUCUCUGUGUGCUGCUAACAUGGACUUUUCCCACCUGCUGGGUUUCCUGCCCCUAAACCUUCCUCCCUAUAGUGCUCCCAUGAGCACAGGAGGACUAGUAAUGGGCUACACCUCAUCCGCAACCUCCUCCUCUACUUCCUCCUCAUCUCUGCAUGCGACAGAGCCCCAUGCUGCAGCAGUUGCAGCCGCAGCAGCUGCCAUUGCCACAGCACCUCUUACCUCUUUGCAACCUCAACCUCAGGAGCAGCAGAGCUCCAGCGGGGGUCUGGGUCUUGGAUCCUUGCACCCCCUUCCACCAGUGUUCAGCUCCAGCCUUAGUACCACCACACUGCCUCGUUUCCACCAGGCCUUCCAGUGAUGGGCAGCUGCUGCCCAGCCAAAAUGGCCUCCACGCUAGCCCAAGCUCAGCUUAGACAUUUUGGCCAAGGCCUGAUUAACAAAUUUGGAGGAUUUGAAACAAAAAUAAAUCCCUAAAUGAACACGCUGAAGCCUUAAAUGAAAGUGCGCACAAAAGCUUUUGAUUGAGCCUUAAAAGGAAAUUAAACCCCUUUGAGCAAAAAAGGAAAUGAGAAGUUGAAGCAGCUUUUAUUUGGGCUUUUUUCUCCCAUAUAUUAUAGAUAUAACGAUGUAUUAACCCUUUUAAAUUUUUAAUUUACCUUCUUUUUUAUCUUCCUUCAAACCCCCUCUUUAGUAGUGUAGAGAGCAGCAUCAGUAGGCCAAAAAGGCACGGUACUGCAGGCUUUCUAAAUUAAUAAUAUAAAACAAAAAAAGAUCAAUUUUAGUAGAGCUUAUCUGCCUUGUUGUGAGCCAGAAAAAUAUAGUUUGAAGUGGGUGAUUUUUUUCUUUUCUUUUCCAAAUAUAAGAACAUGGUAGAACGUGUAUUUGAGUUUAAAACCACCAAUGCUGAUUACCUGGAAUGUCAAGAGUAAAAAUGGAGAGAGAUUAGCAAGGGGACAAGGAAUUACAGAUGAUUCAUGCGAUGGCUUAGCCACAGCCACAACACAACCUCAGGCCCCCAAAAAGUGCUGUUCAAUGGUUAAGUAAAUUAGCAGAAGGUUUUACAGAUUAUUACGGAUUAAUUACUUGCUUCAGCAAAGCAAAAAAAGAGAAAAUAGUUGUGAUUUAUUUCUUCUUUUUCUGUUCCUCAAGAGAAGCACUUUUAAAAAGAAAUUUCUUUGUGGAAGGCACUUCACUUUUUAUCUCCUCCCUCACACUUGUACAGAACUCGGCUUGUGCCUGCUAAAACAAAAAAAGAGCGUUGUGAAAAUCUUUUCUGUUAUUUUACCUAACCGGGUGCAUGGAUUGUAAAUCUGUGUAUGUGGUUUACAAAACAGAAUCCGAAAAAAAAAAACCGAUAUAAUUUUCCAACCUCUAGAUUUUUUAUUUGCGUGCCUUGCACUAACCGGGCUUCGUACUUCUGGAGCUUUUACUGCCUGAGAAGGAGAUGUUCUCGCCAGAAUAGAAUGUUGACUCUUUCUUUUGUUCACCUGUCUUCUUUCUAAGCAUUACCAUCAAAAGUUCCCAUAGUCACGAUAAACUGCAGCUUUUUCCAAGCAGCCCAGCCCAGCAUAUAUAUAUAUAUAUAUAUAUAUAUAUAUAUAUAUAUAUAUAUAUAUAUAUAUAUAUAUAUAUAUAUAUAUAUAUAUAUGCCUGUAUUUUUUAAAUAUAUAUACUCCAAACUCAUCUUUAGGCAGACUUUUUAAAAGAUGCAUCGUCAUCGUAAUGAUGAACCCUGAGAUAUGUGAAUGGCUGAAAAAAAAAAGGCAGAGAAAUUACAGCGACAGAUGAGUAAAAAUAUGUUUAAGAAUGUUAUUGCAGUGUACGAAAUAUCUCAUAAGUGAAUAUUGCUUAUCUCAAUAAAGGUGUAUUUUAAGUAGAUACAUUAAAACUAAGUGAUAAUGUGUUUGAUGUCUGGCAGGUUUACAUUUGUGUGUAUCUUGCAUUUAAUUUUAUUUCUUUGACAUAGAACAGGAUGAAGUAUUAGCUUUUUACCCUUGAGCCUUCUGUCAUUUUGACCUUCACGUGAACUUGAGUUAGUUUAGCAGAAUCAGAACGGUAUGGGAAAUAUUUGUAGAAGUCCGUUAGUGAAUAGUGAUCCAUUGGGAUUUGAGCUAGCGGUAGGUUGUGUUUUAGGAAUGCUGACAUAAGACGGCCUAUUCAUUUUUCAGACCAUAGAUCUUGGGAGUUCUAACCUUUCACAACAGCCUAUUUUUAAAAACACGAAGCCCAAAGUUAACCUUAUGCCUCAAAAUUCUGUAGGUGCUCCCUUCCUUAGAAGUUAAUUCAGAAUUAUUUAAAUCUGCCGUAUUUCCCUAGCAAUGUGGUCACUGUGGCUUGGUGCUAGCUUUCCCCUCUCCUUCACUGUUCUGCUCUUCUAACCCAAACAUCGAAAAUUGAAGACAGGUUUUUAACUCCCUGUGAGGUGAAUGUAUAAUUGUUUUCUACCAUUUUAUCAGUAACCCUAGCCCUGUUAUCAAAGUAGAACUUGAGUUUUUUUCGUAUUGUAACAGUAUUUUUAGUUAACAUUCAAAUGUUUUAGCUACAUUAAAAUUUUCUGGUACUUUUAUGUACAAUUUAUCUACGGCACAAAUUUUCUUUACUCCCCACACUGAGGUUUGGCUUUCUAUAUUAAACCUUUUACUGAUCAUACGCAGGUUUCCACUUGAACUUUAUCUUACCAUCCAAAGCUUUCCAAUUACUAUACCUUAACCCAACCCUAACCUAGAUUUAACUAACCAUAGACCAUGCUUUCAUUUACAGAACGGAGAUUUAACUAACCAUAGCCGAAGCUUUUCCAUCACCGUACGGAGAUUUAACUAACCAUAGACGAAGCUUUUCCAUCACCGUACGGAGAUUUAACUAACCAUAGACGAAGCUUUUCCAUCACCGUACGGAGAUUUAACUAACCAUAGACGAAGCUUUUCCAUCACCGUACGGAGAUUUAACUAACCAUAGACGAAGCUUUUCCAUCACCGUACGGAGAUUUAACUAACCAUAGACAAGUUUUUUCAUUUACCGUAAAAGCUUGAUGACCACAUUAUUGAGAAGUACAUCAGAUUUAAAUUAAUCUAGCAUUUGUGUUCUGUUUGUUGCAUAAGCAACAGAGAAAUUUAGAGCUCACAAGUUCAUUUUGUUUGUAAAUCUUACACUAGCUCACUUUAUUUUUUGUAGCAGUUACCGUGCAUCGGGGAGCUCUACCCACCAUUCAGUCAGAAAAGCUGAAAAAAAUCAAUAAAAACAAAACCAUAGCACAUAAAGCUAUAUGAAAAAUUGCUGCUUUUAGCCAGUUGCUGAUUUACAACAACCGUAGACCACUAUACCAUUUCAGAUAUGAUUUUCUUCACUAGGAUAGACCGUGAACUGAAGACAUGCACAAAUCAGAUCAAUUAGGUAUUCAUCUGCCCACCACCCUCGUUACUCCUCCUAUUCCUCUUUUAGCUGCUUCAUACAUCGAAAGGAAAAGGUUGUGAAAACCCGGCGAGCUCCGAGUGAAUGCUGUCAUUGAACCUUCAAGCUUUGACAUUCAAAGCAGCAUGAUGGGGACACGUGACUGACUGCAUGACUCGGGGCAUGGCUUAUUGUCAUGCGUUUUGUUUGUUGUUAUAUGAUAUAUUAUUUUCUGUUUAUAUAAAACAGGACCUUGAAAAAACAACACAACACAUCACCUCAUUUUAUUUUAUUUUUUUUGUUUUCUUACCAAAACCUCGGGAGAAGAAACUACAUUUUUACCAUAGGAAAAGAAAAUGGGCAGCUAAUAGCCUUGUGCAUUGGAGAAUUGAAUAUUUUUCAGAUGUUAAGAGUAAGAAUUGUUAAAAUUGUGCUAAAAUUUGUACAAUUUCUACAUGAAUUUAAAACUAAAUUAAUACUCACUAGAACACAUUACAUAGGAAAUUCAUCUUCUCGAUGAGGCCCAGCUGUUGGCACUUUCCUUUGAAUUUCUAAAAGAAACAAAAACUUGAUUCAAAUUUGAUAUAGACUCAAACAUUUUUAAAAGGCCUCGUUUUGAGACAAAAAUUGAGCAUUUAUUGUUAUGACAAUAAUAACCUGACAUAAUGAAUAUAAUGGACAGCUUUUGAUGUGCAUAACGUUUGUCCUCCCUGGGUUUCUGUGAGCUUAUCUGAAUUCUAGCACUUUCAACCUUAAAAAAUAAGAGUAUUUUUUUUUCUUUUAAAGUUUCAGCCUUUAUGUUCAUGUUUUUAAUUCUGUAUGAUCUCGUACAUGUAUGUGCCAUUAGUUUGAUCUGUAGACUUUAUCAACUUUUGUGUAUAUCUCUUCUUCAAAAGAAUAACAGUAUUUUUGAUAAACUUUUCACUAAUAACCUUCAAAAUAAGAGCCCCUGCCCUAUUUCUUUUUGUUCCGAUUUAAUUUUUGCUUAAUCAGCUUUGCUUACUUUAUCAAACAGCUACCUGCUCACUCUCUACAGCCAAGUGUUAGAACAGAACAACAACAUGACCGUUGUCAGCGGCCAACCUCCUGCUGCAGCAGAGGCAUGUGCAGGCGGGUUUUACACCAUAUGACCCUAAAAAAAAUAAAAAUAAAACCAUAAAAGCACUCAACCACUGCUGUUUCCUACCUGAAUAAUAGGAUAUCAAUCGGGGCUAUUAAUCUGUGUUACUUUACUAAAUGUGAACCGACUGACAACGAACUACAAAAGCUGCAACACAACAACAAAAUGGAAGUACUAAUAAAAUGGAGGUUAAACAAUUACUAAAUAAAAGAGCAUGAAGUGGAAGUUGUGUUUAUGUAAGACAACAGUAUUCCGGGGCUUUACAGUGGUGUGAGUUACUGUUGUCCCAUUUAAAUGCAUUUUUGGGGUAUUAGCAAAAGUUCUGUUUUUUGCUUAAGUUCCAGGGCACCACAACAUGCACUUUAUGCUAUUUUUAUUAUACUUUAGUAAAUGCAUUCUUUUUGUAUUUAGUUGAACCUUCCAGGCCAUCGUAGAAAAAUGUCGACACGCUUUAAUUACAACAGUGGAGGUCAUGUUAUAAUAUUUAGUGAAAGGAGCUGGUUUUUCAUGGACAAUGGGGGCAAAGAACCUUUUUGUCAUUUAACCACACGUUUUGGUUUAUUACCAGUUAAAAUACAAAAGCAGUUUGGAGAAUUUAUAAAAUAAAAGUCUCAAGAAAAAAAACUUCCUCUUAAUUUGUCCAACUGUGCAUACAUUUAGUUAACAAACCAAAUUGUGGUUUAAAUUUUCCACUAAUAAAAUAUAGAUGAUGAUUUUUAGUUUCAUUUUAAUUUAAAUCUGUGGUUUCUAAAGUUAUUGUCAAAUACCAGGAAGGAGUAUAGGCUACUUAACAGAAAUCUGAAUCAAUUCAAAGAUUAUCGCUGAUAUGACAUGAUUAGAGGAUAAAAGUAUAUAAAUUUGUGAAAUUAUUGAUGGGACUGUUCAGUAACUCCAACUAUGAACACUUAUUACAACUACUCUUUCAUAUAAGUAGUUAAUUUAUAUGAACUGAAUGAAAAAUCACAACACACUUUCAAAAGUUGAGAGGUUUGGAAAUCAGUGAAAUUCUUGAAAUAAGAAAAAAACAAAUGAAAUAUUUGAUAUAUUGAAUAUUUAACCAAAUUUAAAGCUAAAUCCCAUUUUAAUCUAAAAACAGAUUAUUAUUCUUUUUUUUUUAAAGCACAGCUCACGACUCAUGCCUUUCUCCUGUGUGAAACAUUUUAAAAAGAGAUCAAAGUAAUCUGAGGAGAGUUUAUCGGUAAUUGAUUUCUGAUGGUUAUGACACAAAAGAUUUUCUUUAUGGAAGCAACAAACUGUUGGGCUUUUAUUUGAAUGAGUUAUAAUUUUGUCCGACUACACUGGAAAAAACCCAUCUUGUUUCAGGCAGUCAAAAUGAACUGUAACUUCCUUAUUUCUAACUCACUUUUCUUUACUACAAGUCGAGGCCGAUUAAACGAACGUUGAAAAGAAAUACAAUUUUAGUUCUGCUACUUUUGUUUUCCAUAACGAUUUCACGUCUUGAGUGGAAAAGUGUCGCUGUUGUUGGGGUAAACUUGGACUCGCUGACCUUUAACCGGAAUGUUGUUCUGCUCUUUAGCUUGGCUGUAGCUCAAUUACCUCAACCUGCACCUACUCGGGAUGCACUUAUCCUCACCUUUUCCUUUUUACCAGUAGGUGCAGCAAAAACACAUUUUAAGGGAAUUAUACUCAUUUUAAACCUGAGAAAAGCUGAUUUGACUUUAUUAAUGCUCUUUCUCACCCUUUAGAGACAAACUGGGUACUGUCUGGUGCAGACAACAUCCACAUGUAGGUUUAUGUAUUUCUAGCUGAAUGUGAGUCUUGCAUUCCAUCCUCUUUGUGUAUCUUGUUUAAGUGAAAUAGCCCAUUUUUAUUUUGGACUAUGUGUUACUAUAGCCACCUUCGAAUUGAACGACAACAGGCUACAGGACACAGAGUUUAAGGAAUUAUUCUGAGGAAGUUUUGCUCUUUCGUUUCUUUUCCAAGCAUAUCUCAUGCAAUCAGUUGCUGCAACUAUUAAGUGACAGAUAUUGGUUGAUCCAAAGAGUUGAUGAACACAACAACAGAACUAUUGACUUAUUGUACAGUACCGUGUAUCUUUGACUUGUCAUGUGUUAUGUUGAAAUUAUUAAAAGACAAACCAGUGGUUUCAUA
Molecule: messenger RNA, 8279 nt
Organism: Nothobranchius furzeri (turquoise killifish)
Lineage: Eukaryota; Metazoa; Chordata; Actinopteri; Cyprinodontiformes; Nothobranchiidae
Gene: plagl2
Product: pleiomorphic adenoma gene-like 2
Biological process (GO): regulation of transcription by RNA polymerase II
Cellular component (GO): nucleus
Molecular function (GO): sequence-specific DNA binding; DNA-binding transcription factor activity, RNA polymerase II-specific
Source: RefSeq, a predicted model, not a curated record